Botrytis sinoallii is the source of this 1206-nucleotide messenger RNA. RefSeq lists its product as uncharacterized. The transcript has 3 exons. The record is from RefSeq and is a predicted model, not a curated record. NCBI's taxonomy places the organism in Eukaryota, Fungi, Ascomycota, Leotiomycetes, Helotiales, Sclerotiniaceae. The coding region runs from base 1 to 1206 and encodes 401 amino acids.
AUGUGGGAAAUCAUGAAAGCAGAUGACUUCCAAAUAACGUUAGCUAUCAUCGAAGCAAGUAGGGCUAAAUGGACUGCCACCGUCAAGCGCAAAGCCAUUUAUGCCGACUACCACUUGCAAGUCAAAUUGUACUAUGUGGAAAAAUUGUUGUGGCGCGAGCUCUUCAGAAGCCAUCCUUUCCCUGGAGUCAAGCCCAAGCCAGUUGCAGGUGCACAACCAGCAACAGGCGAGAGCUCGAAGUCCAAUGACAAAGGGAAAGACACGAAGAACGCGAACGCCCCUCCUAAUCUUACCAAAGAACAGGAGAACUCCGCCAAAGCUAAAGCGAUUGCUGAUGCUGCUGCCGCCAAGAAAGCUGCUGAAGCUGAAGCCUCCAAAGCGAAAGCAAACGCCGAUGCCGCCGCCAAGAAAGCUGUCGAGAAAGCCAAAGCAACUGCCAACGCUGCUGCCGCCAAGAAAGCUGCCGGCAAAGCCAAAGAGACUGCUGAUGCUGCUGCCGCCAAGAAAGCUGCCGACAACGCCAAAGCAACCGCCGAUGCUGAAGCCGCUAAAGCGAAAGCAAAAGCUGCUGCGGCUUCCCCAGCCAAACCAACUCCACGUUCCGCUCCCUCCAGAUUACCAAGACCGCCAAUGCUCACUAAACAAGACAACAGCAGUAUACCUCUAUACACAAAAGUUCGUGACGCGUGUGCGGAGUGUCAAAAAUUUCUGGGAGCAUACUCCCGGGAGGCCGCUAAGGUACAGCCGAGAUCCAAGCCACUGUUUGCCGACGAGUAUUUUCCUACUUGGGCAGCUACAGUUGGCUAUUCACCUGCUGCAGCCCCCGCUACCAAUGCUCCACUUCGUCCAAAUGCUACUUCAGGCACGACUUCAUCUGCUCCUCCAACUCCACAGGAUCUCAAAAAAAUCGAUGAUGCUCUAAAGAGUGACCAUAUUGGUUCUUGGUCAGAGGAAGUCGAAGCCGAAGAGCUUGACGAUGAAGUUAAAGAUGAUAAAGUAGAAGAAGAAUGGGUGAUUGAUGUACGCAUUGCUAGGCAGAAGAAGUUGAUCGCUCAUCAUAAAUCAAAGCCAAGAUUUCAUGGUAAGAGUGAUGAAGACAUUUGGGAAAUCUUGCAUGAAUAUUAUGCGUGGGAUGAAGAAUUCCAAGACUUCGCCGGGUUCUCGGGGGUUGAUGGCGGAGAUGAAGGCAGAGGUUCGUGGGAUUGA